This is a messenger RNA of Solanum dulcamara, 2026 nucleotides long. RefSeq names its product alpha-1,3-mannosyl-glycoprotein 2-beta-N-acetylglucosaminyltransferase. Bases 167 to 1507 code for a protein of 446 amino acids. The record is from RefSeq and is a predicted model, not a curated record. The transcript is spliced from 19 exons. Gene Ontology annotation, cellular component: Golgi apparatus. Gene Ontology annotation, molecular function: alpha-1,3-mannosylglycoprotein 2-beta-N-acetylglucosaminyltransferase activity. Lineage: Eukaryota; Viridiplantae; Streptophyta; Magnoliopsida; Solanales; Solanaceae.
GUAGUACACACAGUGUAAUAAACAACAAUUUAUUUUUCCAAUGGAGUAUGUUAUAAACAAAUUAAUUCCCAAGUUUGUGAUGUAAUUUGGAAGAGACUAUUGUUGACUUGAUCCUAUGAGAGGCAGCACUGGGAACUGAGAAACCCUUGAAUUGCAUUUGUGAGAGAUGAGAGGGAACAAGUUUUGCUUUGAUUUACGAUACCUUCUCGUCGUGGCUGCUCUCGCCUUCAUCUACAUACAGAUGCGGCUUUUCGCGACACAGUCAGAAUAUUCAGACCGCCUUGCUGUUGCAAUUGAAGCAGAAAAUCAUUGUACAAGUCAGACCAGGUUGCUUAUUGACAAGAUUAGCCAGCAGCAAGGAAGAGUAGUGGCUCUUGAAGAACAAAUGAAGCGUCAGGACCAGGAGUGCCGACAAUUGAGGGCUCUUGUUCAGGAUCUUGAAAGUAAGGGCAUAAAAAAGUUAACCGGAAAUGUGCAGAUGCCAGUGGCUGCUGUAGUUGUUAUGGCUUGCAGUCGUGCUGACUACCUGGAGAAGACUAUUAAAUCCAUCUUAAAAUACCAAACAUCUGUUGCAUCAAAAUAUCCUCUUUUCAUAUCCCAGGAUGGAUCAAAUCCUGAUGUUAGAAAGCUUGCUUUGAGCUAUGAUCAGCUGAAGUAUAUGCAGCACUUGGAUUUUGAACCUGUCCAUACUGAAAGACCAGGGGAACUGGUUGCAUACUACAAGAUUGCACGUCAUUACAAGUGGGCAUUGGAUCAGCUGUUUCACAAGCAUAAUUUUAGCCGUGUUAUCAUACUUGAAGAUGAUAUGGAAAUUGCCGCUGAUUUUUUUGACUAUUUUGAGGCUGGAGCUACUCUUCUUGACAGAGACAAGUCGAUUAUGGCUAUUUCUUCUUGGAAUGACAAUGGACAAAGGCAGUUCGUCCAAGAUCCUUAUGCUCUUUACCGCUCAGACUUUUUUCCUGGUCUUGGAUGGAUGCUUUCAAAAUCAACUUGGUCCGAACUAUCUCCAAAGUGGCCAAAGGCUUACUGGGAUGACUGGCUAAGGCUCAAAGAAAAUCACAGAGGUCGACAAUUUAUUCGCCCAGAAGUUUGCAGAACUUACAAUUUUGGUGAGCAUGGUUCUAGUUUGGGGCAGUUUUUUAAGCAGUAUCUUGAACCAAUUAAGCUAAAUGAUGUCCAGGUUGAUUGGAAGUCAAUGGACCUAAGUUACCUUUUGGAGGACAACUAUGUGAAACACUUUGGUGACUUGGUUAAAAAGGCUAAGCCCAUCCACAGAGCUGAUGCUGUUUUGAAAGCAUUUAACAUAGAUGGUGAUGUGCGUAUUCAGUACAGAGACCAACUAGACUUCGAAGAUAUCGCGCGGCAGUUUGGCAUUUUUGAAGAAUGGAAGGAUGGUGUACCACGGGCAGCAUAUAAAGGAAUAGUAGUUUUCCGGUUUCAAACAUCUAGACGUGUGUUCCUUGUUGCCCCUGAUUCUCUUCAACAACUUGGAGUUGAAGAUACUUAGCGAAGAUAUGAUUGGAGCCUGAGCAACAAUUUAGACUUAUUUGGUAGGAUACACUGGAAAGAGCUGACACCAAAAGCUUGAGUACCAGUAGUUACAUACAACGUUUUAAUGUUAAUGGAGGAACUCACUGCCUACUGUUCGAAUGGAUGAAUCAUCACCACAACCUAUUAUUCAAGUGUGGCAAACAUAAAGAGGAAAUGUAGCCCGAUAAACACAAUGGCUUUUUUUUUCUUCUAAGAAGGAAACAUUACGAUUAUGAGCAACUCAUCAUGACAUCGUUGAAGAAAUAUGAGCACAUUCCUUCUAUAUAUCAUUUACUCAAACAUAGUGACGUUUUAGUUUUGAGAUUUAACCGUAAAGCCUUAAAAUUACAUUAUAAGUACUCAAAUGUGAUUUAUAUAUGUCUGGGGCACCCUUUCUAGACAUGAUGAUUGAAGAGUGGGUGAAACAUGCUCGAAAUUAUUCAAUUCCUGCAUUCGAUAUACAUAAAUCGUGACAGUAGGAAGAAAUUAUUUGUGA